AGAGAGAGCAGCAAAAUCAAGCACCAAAAGUAGAGGAAAAUAGAAAGAAAAGAGAGAUAUGGAUGAGAAUAAAGCAUUGAAUUCCAGCAGGUUCAAAAGAGUUUGCGUCUUUUGUGGAAGCAGCCCCGGCAAGAGAAACUGCUAUCGCGAUGCUGCCCUAGAGCUGGGACAAGAACUGGUGUCCCGCAAGUUGGAUCUUGUUUAUGGAGGAGGAAGCGUGGGGUUAAUGGGUUUGGUUUCUCAGGAAGUCCACCGCGGUGGAGGCCACGUUUUAGGAAUUAUCCCCAAAACACUGAUGAACAAAGAGAUAACUGGGGAAACAGUGGGAGAGGUGAAAGCUGUUGCAGACAUGCACCAAAGGAAAGCCGAGAUGGUCCGCCAUUCUGACUGUUUUAUCGCCUUACCAGGUGGAUAUGGAACCCUUGAAGAGUUGCUAGAAGUCACAGCAUGGGCCCAGCUUGGAAUCCACGACAAGCCUGUUGGCUUGGUUAAUGUGGAUGGCUACUAUGAUUAUUUGCUCACCUUCCUAGACAAAGCCGUGGAUGAUGGCUUCAUCAAACCAACCCAACGUAAUAUCAUUGUCUCUGCUCCAACUGCAAGACAAGUUGUCCAAAAACUCGAGGAAUACGUGCCAAUGCAUGAUGGAGUUAUUGCUAAAGCAAGGUGGGAGGCUAAACAAUUGGAGCUCAAUUCAUCUUUGCAAACUGAAAUUGCUUGUUAGCUAAAGAAAGAUAACAAUGGUCUCCCUUUUAAUUUUUUAAUUUUAAUAUUUU
This is a messenger RNA of Hibiscus syriacus, 773 nucleotides long. Its product is annotated as cytokinin riboside 5'-monophosphate phosphoribohydrolase LOG5-like. The coding region runs from base 59 to 721 and encodes 220 amino acids. Gene Ontology annotation, molecular function: hydrolase activity, hydrolyzing N-glycosyl compounds. Gene Ontology annotation, cellular component: cytosol; nucleus. The transcript is spliced from 7 exons. The record is from RefSeq and is a predicted model, not a curated record. Lineage: Eukaryota; Viridiplantae; Streptophyta; Magnoliopsida; Malvales; Malvaceae. Gene Ontology annotation, biological process: cytokinin biosynthetic process.